GACAAUGACACGUACUUUGACUCGGAAGAAGGCGCAGGCCAUCACACGCCCACCCCUCAGCAUCUCCUCCCUUCCCACCACCCUUCUGCGCUGCCUUAUCCACCCACGACUGCCAACCCUCAGGUCCUCUCCAACGCACUCUCUUCUUCCACGGGCCAGUUUGGUUCCCAGUCGAACUAUGCCUCCAGCAACAGUAACAGCAAUACUACGAAUGCUGGUGGUGUAGCGAGGCCAGUUCAGGCGCAUAUUGUUCGUUUCCCAACCAUCUUUUCCUCCGACUUUGGACCCACGUCGCUCUUGUGUGCGUUGCCCGUGUCCGGCUCUGGUGGCGCCCCUGCAUUCUCAUUCGAGGCCCCCUCCCCUCCAGACUUGGGGAACGGCUACCAGAGCUUUUCAGCUCUCGUCCCGAACGCUGAGAGGUCGAUCACGACGCAAGGCAUCUAUGGCCCCUCCGGCCCACCGGCAGGCAUGGGAUAUCAAACGGGUGCGACUCACACGACGAGGAUGGUCAACAAUGGUGGGUCCAAUGCCGCCACGUUUUCUGCGGCCGGCAUGAAUGGUAUUGGCGUCGGCAUGCAGCACGCGAGCACACCAUUCGACUUUGGCGUCCCACGCCCCACGUUCGAGUUCCCUAUUGAAGAAAUCCUCAAGAGUGAUAUGGGGGAUGACGAGCUUGGUAGUGCUGGUGGUGCGCUUGGAGAGAAUGCGGCUGGUGCGAGCGAGAUUACGCCUUGGGAUGCGAAUAACGUCAACAUGAACCUCAACCUCGCUGCGGGUGUCGAUGGCAUGUUUGGCUUGGGAGGUUUGGGAGCUACGGGCCAUUGGGGUGUACCACCCUCUGAGAUUCACAACCCGAGUGGCUCUGCCGCUUCUGCUAAUUCGACUACGCCUACGAGCCCGACCAAGCGAGGCUUCCAUGGUUCGGUGGGUGCGACCCCUGUCCUCUCUCGCCAAAAUUCGACCCCUGCUACCGUCGCGUAUGGUACUCUUGUCUCACCUGCCAAUGCGGUCGGUGGAAACGCUGGUAACAAGGAUGGAGUCAGCGCUGGUCAGAUGCAAACCAUCCAAGUGAACGCAAAGGCCAACAAUACUAGCCCUGCAAGUGUACAUUCCAACAUCUCCAACUCUAUGGGUGCCAAAGGCGAGUCUGCUUAUGAUGGUUCAGUAGCCUCUCAGACGUCUCCAGCCACUCCGUCUACCGGCGGUGGUUCUGUUGCUGGUUCCAGUGGAAGCAACGCCGGCAGUGUGGUUCCUGGCAAUGUCGGCAACACGGCACCCGGUGGAGUGAAGAGCGAAUGUGCAAACUGUGGUGCGACCCAUACUCCCCUCUGGAGAAGAGGCUUGAAUGAUGAGCUCAAUUGCAACGCGUGUGGAUUGUACUGCAAGCUGAGCUCCUUUGGUCUGGAUUGUGCUGGCGCGCUAGCUAGUGUUUUCGGUAUUGUGUGGCCAAAGCGAUCGGAAACUGUUCUGAUUGGCUAG
Messenger RNA from Acaulospora colombiana, 1479 nucleotides. The record is from the annotation of a GenBank genome assembly. NCBI's taxonomy places the organism in Eukaryota, Fungi, Glomeromycota, Glomeromycetes, Diversisporales, Acaulosporaceae.